Molecule: messenger RNA, 1770 nt
Organism: Gastrolobium bilobum
Lineage: Eukaryota; Viridiplantae; Streptophyta; Magnoliopsida; Fabales; Fabaceae
Product: probable glycerol-3-phosphate acyltransferase 2
Exons: 2
Coding region: 56-1561 (501 amino acids)
Biological process (GO): cutin biosynthetic process
Cellular component (GO): membrane
Molecular function (GO): phosphatase activity; glycerol-3-phosphate 2-O-acyltransferase activity
Source: RefSeq, a predicted model, not a curated record
CUUGUUUCAGGGUGCCAGAAAAAAGCAAAGAUAAAAACCCUUCCUUUGUUACACAAUGAACUCCAGCUGCAACAAGAUGAAAACCGUUUCUCUUGUUCACAAAGUAGCAGAACUGGCAAACAGAACACUAGUUUUUGAUUUUGAGGGUACUCUGUUACGAUCCACUUCAUUAUUCCCUUACUUCAUGCUGGUUGCUUUUGAAGCUGGUGGGCUACUAAGAUCUUUCAUCUUGUUUCUUUCAUACCCUUUGGUGUGGUUUGUGGGUGAAGAACAUCUGGGCUUGAAGAUUAUGGUUUUCUUGAGCUUUUUUGGUAUAAAAAAGGAAACAUUCAGAACAGGAUCAGCUGUUCUGCCAAAGUUCUUCUUAGAAGAUGUUGGGUGGGAAGGCUUGGAAGCUGUAAUGUGUUGUGAGAGAAAGGUGGCAUCCAGUAAGUUGCCAAGGAUCAUGGUUGAAGGUUUCUUGAAGGAGUACUUAGGGGUUGAGGCUGUUGUAGCAAGAGAUAUAAAGUCCUUCAAUGGGUACUUUUUGGGAUUGUUUGAGAAAAAUAACAAGGCAAAUAAAACCCCUUCAUAUGAAGUUAAAACGGGCAACGACAACAGUAUUGGUAUUAUUGGUAGCCAUAUUGAGUAUAUUGACCGAGAACUUUUCCCCCAUUUCAAGAAGGUUUGCUUAAUGUUAAGCUCUGAUGAGAGGAGAAAUUGGCGUGUGCUUCCAAGAGAGAGGUACCCGAAGCCAUUGAUCUUCCAUGAUGGUAGAUUGGCUUUCAGACCAACCCCUGCAUCUUCUCUAGCUUUCUUCAUGUGGUUACCCCUUGCACUAUUUCUUUCCAUUUUCAGAAUUACAUUUGGCGUUUCAUUGCCCUUCAAUGUGUCUGGUCCAAUAUUAGCACUCUCAGGGACAAGAACCACUGCUUCAGGACCCCAUGACUCUUUGUCUUUGGUCCAGAAUGGAGAAAAGGAAAAGGGCAUGCUCUAUGUGUGCAAUCACAGAACCUUGCUUGACCCACUUUAUAUUGCAUACGUUUUAGACAAACCUCUAUCUGCUGUCACAUACAGCUUGAGUAGAUUCAACGAGCUAAUAGCCCCUAUCAGAACUGUACGUCUAACCAGAGACAGAGAGAAAGACAGAGAAGCAAUGGAGAAACUAUUGAACCUAGGCAGCCUUGUGGUCUGUCCUGAGGGAACAACUUGCAGGGAACCUUAUUUGUUAAGGUUUAGUCCUUUGUUUGCUGAACUUACUGAUGAUAUUGUUCCUGUUGCUGUGGAUGUUAAUGUUAGCAUGUUCUAUGGAACAACAGCUAGUGGGCAUAAAUGGUUGGACCCCUUUUUUCACUACAUGAACCCAAAUCCUACAUACAUCAUCAAAAUCCUUGAUAGAUUACCUCAAUCACGAACAUGUCAUGAAGGUGGAAACUCUAGGAUUGAAGUUGCCAAUUUUGUGCAACAUGAGAUUGGGAAUGUUUUGGGAUUUGCAUGCACCAGCUUGACUAGAAAAGACAAAUAUAUGGUCUUGGCAGGUAACGAGGGUGUCUAUCAGAAAUCUUACCAUAACUGCCAGUAGCUACAAGCUUUUGUGUGCCACCCCUUAAAAGCCACCUGUUACUCUAGUUUCAAAUAAAUAUUACUCGGUCAGUGAUGGUGUAAUGAGGAAUUUUACAUGUUUUGCUGUUGUAGUACCAAAAUGUUACAUUGCAGUUCUUGUGUUACGAAUUCUGAAUUAUCCUUUUAAUGCGUUUAUAACUAAAAGAUGAGUAAAUAAAUUCUUACUAG